Volvox carteri f. nagariensis is the source of this 3693-nucleotide messenger RNA. It is a transcript of the gene Ofd1, whose product is annotated as basal body protein. The record is from RefSeq and is a predicted model, not a curated record. Gene Ontology annotation, molecular function: protein binding. Gene Ontology annotation, cellular component: centrosome; ciliary basal body. The transcript has 20 exons. The coding region runs from base 1 to 3693 and encodes 1230 amino acids. Gene Ontology annotation, biological process: epithelial cilium movement involved in determination of left/right asymmetry. Lineage: Eukaryota; Viridiplantae; Chlorophyta; Chlorophyceae; Chlamydomonadales; Volvocaceae.
AUGUCAGAGCCUGGAGAUGCACGGGAGGGUCACCUGGACCAGGCGGAGUUUAAGAAGAAGAUGCUGUCUCAACUGCAGACAGCUGGUGUUGUCGGGCAGUCACAACUUCGAGCGCAGUUGCUCUCCGCACUCAAAAAAGGGCAGGUUGUGCAGCUUGGGCCCCCGCCCGGGGACAAGCCGGGACUGAAGCGCCACGCGCUGAACAGCAUGAUUGCGGACUACCUAGCUGCCGUACAAUACAACUACUCACUGUCUGUUUUCAAAGAGGAGUCUGGCAUUGAGGCGCGCCCGUUGCUAACCGAAGAUGAAGUUUUGGAUGUGCUCAAAGUAGAUCGUGACGCGUCCUUCUACCAGUCCUACAUGAAGUCUAAAGCGCACGCUGGCCCCGGCUCCUGCGUCAUCUUGAACCUCCUCUCGGCCAUCUCCGAGGCAGCGGCGGCCAAAGGGAAGGAGUCCUUCACACAGACCAUUGGCGGUGACAGGUAUCAGUUGGAGGUGCGCAUGAUGCAGCUGGAGAACGAGUACCAGUCUCGUCUGCGUGAGGCCCGGAUGGGCCCGGGGGCGGGGCUGGAGGAGCGGCUCGCUCUGUACCGUCAGGAGAUUGAGGAGCAGGCGGAGGCGGAAGUGGCGCGGCAGGUGGAGCGCAUUCGUGAAAUGGAGGUGGCGGCGGCUAGGCUGGACGAGGCGUCUAAGGCCCGUCGAGCUAUGGAGGCGGAGCGGUUGGAGUUGGAUCGCCUGCACAGCGAGCGGCUGACCAAACUGCGGCAGCGCGAGGAGGAGAUGAUGGACAAGCUGCGACGGCAACAGCGUGACGUGGAAAACGUGGCCUAUGAGCACCGCCAGCGGAUCCUUCGCGAGGAGGAGCGUAUGCGCAACCAGAAGACCGAAAUGCAGCAGCAACUUGACGCCCGGCAGGAGCAACUGAAGCAGCUGGAGCGGUCGCUGGAGCUGCGCGAGCGCGCGGUGGCGGCUCGGGAGGCGGCAGCGGAGAAGAAGCUGGCGGAGGCCACGGAGGUGGUGGCGGAGGCGCAGGUGGCGGCUCGGCAGGACGUGGAGCGCGAGUACCUGGAGCUUAAGAACGGCGUUGCGCAGCAGCGCUUGCAGCUGGAGAUGGACAGGGCCCGCAUGCAGGAGCUGCGCUCUGAAGCCAUGGCGGACCUGGCGGCUGCACGAGCCAAGGACGAUCGGCUGCGCGCGCUGGAGACUGCUCGGGCGGAGGCGGAGGCCCGCGCAGCAGCGCACGCGGCCGACGCCGAAGUGUGCCGAUUACAGGCUGAGAAGCUGGCCUUGGAGCUCAAUCAGGCACGCGAUGAGCUCAGUCGCCGCGUGGUGCAGGCAGCCGAGGGCGCAGAAGCCAUGUUGCAGAACGCGGCGGGUGCCAUGAACAUGCUCAAUACCGAGGCAUUGGCCUCUCGUCAUGCGGGCACCCAGAUCCGGGAGGUUGUGUCCCAGCUGGAGAGGGCCAAGGAAGAGGCCACGGCCCAGGUCACCGAGCUUCAGCAGGAACGCGGGUCGCUGCAAAUCACGGUGGCAGCGUUGGGUGCGGAGGCGGACGCGUUGCGCAAUCAGUUGGGCCGCGUGGAGGCACUCCUGGAUGAGGCGGUCUCGGCCCGCGCUGCAGCGCUCUCGAACUUGGAGGAGAGCCAGUUCCGCGCGUUCCAGCAGGAGCGAGAGCUGUCCGAGCUGCGGAACGCGCUGCUGCGGGCAAAAGAGGAGCUGGCGGCGCUGAGGAUGCAGUUGGCGAUGCGGCGGCCGCCGAGCAGGGGCCCCGACAGCCCGGGCCGUCGGAGCAUCACCGUCAGCCCUACGAGGCGGCCCCCACCGGGUGGCGGCGCCGCCGCAAUCUCCGCCCUCAGCCUCGGCAUCGCUUUGGGCGGCGGACCUGGAGGGUCCCUUGGAGCUGCCGGGAGCUACGGAUCCCAACAACAGCAGCAGCAGCACCACCACCACCACCAGAACCAGCAUUCACCGCCGCAACAUGCACCCUGGCACUACCACCCAAGCGCCUCCGGCUCGAUGGCGGGCGGUACACCUGCGCUGUCCAAUCUGGAGUUCCCGAUCGCGGCGGUGCCCCGGGACCCCACCCAGGAGCGGUUGGAGCGGCUCCGCCGUCAGGAGGACAUCAUGGCUAGGCAGGAGGACACCUUCCGUAAGCGAAUGGCCGUCCUGCAGGAGCCUCCCCCGCAACAACAGCAACAGUCCGCAGCUGAGGCUCAGGAGCAGGCGGACGAGGAGGAGCGAGCUUUUGCGUACCACCGAGAUCAACAAAUCAUCCGUCAGCAGCAACAACAACAGCUGCAAUAUUAUUUCUCGAGGCCGUCGCCCUUCCAGCAGCACGAACAUCACCAACAGGCGCAGGAGCAGCAGCAGCAACAAUAUCAAGAUUCGGCCGAGUACCAUUACGGCGGCCCUGAAUUUGAAACCGCCCAGCAGCAACAGCUUCCUCGCCAGCACACCCCACACGACGGCUCAGCGGCAGCAGCCGUGGUACCGGUGGCAGAGCCCUCAGGACCGACAUCCCAUUCCUCAUCCACCAUACAGCCUGUGUCGCAGCCACCGCAGCAGCAGCAGCAGGAACACCCGGCCCACAUUUCUACACGUUCCACUGGCCACGGUGUUGCAGCGCCGCCACCGCAACAGCAACCCCCGCAGGAGCUCCCUUACCUCUCCCAAGUCGCCGGCGGCAUGCCGCUCGGGGCACAACCGCAUGUCCCCGCAGAGCCGUUGGCCCCACCACCGCCGCCGCCGCCACCGGCGGGAAUGGGGUCACCCCUGCCGCUCGCACUACCCGCAGACCCGGCCCCCCUCGCACCCCUUGCCUCGCCUGCGCUGGUAGCCCCGCCAGGCCUCGUCUUCACCUCUGAUCUCGGGACGCGCGCCCCUGCUUCCCCUGCGGCGGAGGCACACCCGCCAGCGGCCGAGCCGCGCAAACCGACCAUUCCCGGUCUGGUCAUCGUCAGUGGCUUUGCGCCGCGGAGCUCGCCGGAGCCUCCGCAACCCCCGCCUCCGGAGGGGCGAUCAGAGGAGCUGGACUCGCACUCUGAGCCACUGGACCUAGCGAACGUAAUGCAAGCCAAGAUGCGCAUGCUGCAGGAGCAACGCGAACGUGCACUCGCCGCUCAGCGGCAACAGCAGCAGCAGCAGCACCCUCCGCCACUGGAGCGCCGUCUCUCCCGCAACUCCCACUCCAGCCGAUACAGCGGGGAGGUGCGGUUCCUCGGCACCACUGGCGGCGUUGGCGGCAUGAGCAUGGAGGCUAGCAGUCCCCCAGGCGCCGGCGCAAGUGGCGGCCUUGCGGCGCACGUGGAGGACAGCACCAGCGAUAUUGUGGCGGGCGAGGAGUACGAUACGGUGGCUCCGGAGCUCUCCACGUUGCACCGGCGAGGGCGGCGGAGUCACGAGGGCGGCACCGGGCACUUGUCCCGGCAGAGCAGCGUGAGCCGGCGCGAGCUGGUGCGCGGCACGUCCAUCGCGAGGUCCGAGGCGAGUGCUCUCAGCAUGGAGGUACCUGGGCUGGGGGGACCCAGCAUGAGGGCGCUCAGCACCGUCCUGACGCUGGACGAUAAUCUGUCCUCCCUGGAGGGCUUCGAGGUGCGCGGCCUGGACGACGACGACGACGACGGUGUGGAGGGCCCUGUGAGCGAGGGCGUCGGCGCCUUUGCAGCUGAGUUUUCUGCUAACAGCGUCUUCUAA